Messenger RNA from Nannizzia gypsea CBS 118893, 939 nucleotides. RefSeq lists its product as hypothetical. Gene Ontology annotation, molecular function: 4-alpha-hydroxytetrahydrobiopterin dehydratase activity. The transcript has 3 exons. Gene Ontology annotation, biological process: tetrahydrobiopterin biosynthetic process. The coding region runs from base 1 to 939 and encodes 312 amino acids. Lineage: Eukaryota; Fungi; Ascomycota; Eurotiomycetes; Onygenales; Arthrodermataceae. The record is from RefSeq and is a predicted model, not a curated record.
AUGGCUUCUAUACUGCGGAUCAUCGAGGUCGCAACCCCGUCGGUUGAUUCCCUUAUGGUCCCGUUUUGCAGCGCCUCCUCCAGCCCAAAGAUCAUGCAGGAUACCGUUCAUGCCCUCACCCACGAAGUCAUCGCAGCAGCCAAGGCAUUUGACAGCACCCUUACGCAUGCUACAAUGGUGCCUGUUCUUCGCGGAGCACUCCCUAUGUUUGUCGCUGCGCAGCCUCUCCUUUCAUCCACAUCAUGCAUCCUUGUGCGGUGUAGCAAGGUCAAAGGAUCUCAGAAAGUGGCUAUCGAAUGGCUUGGUCGCAAGCCGUUUCCCCAGGAAGAUGGAGAUGGAAAGGUGGUCAUUCUAGAUACCAUCAUAGCCACGGGAGAUACGGUUCUUCAGCUUUGUGAAGAGAUUUGGAACAUGUCGGGCAGAACGAAGGAGUCCUCUGUGGUUGUUAUGUGCUGCUAUGCUGCACCCAAGGCUUUAGAGCUAAUUUCGAUGCAUCCCGUCGUUGACUACAUAGUUGUGGCGAAAAAGUCCCAAGGAUGUGAUACGGCCGGAUAUCUUAUCCCUUAUACCCAUGGAGACAUUGGCGACAAGAUGUACGGUAAAGCAAGCAGAAAGCGGGCCGAGGCAGUCAUUGCGGAUGGGCAAGAUGUGCAGCGAGUGUCUACCGGUGUAAAAGAGUUGCUUCGUGAGAACGGCGGGCUAUGGGAUCUUACUCCUGAUGCAACGGGCAUUGAGCGCAAUAUCAAAUUUCCAACUUUUAAAAAAGCCUGGGCAUUCAUGGAAAGGGUUGCGAGUGCAGCUGCCGCCCAUCGACAUCAUCCGGAAUGGACAAAUGUCUACAAUACGGUUCAUAUUCGCUGGACGACGCACCAACCGAACGGCCUAACAGACUUGGACGUGAAAAUGGCGAAUCUAUGUGAUGGAUAUACUGAUAUAUAA